Messenger RNA from Closterium sp. Naga37s-1, 4202 nucleotides. Lineage: Eukaryota; Viridiplantae; Streptophyta; Zygnematophyceae; Desmidiales; Closteriaceae. The record is from the annotation of a GenBank genome assembly.
AUGUCUGCUCCAGCCAGGCGCCUCGCGGCUCGACUGCCGCACCGCGAACGGCAGGAAAUCGUGAAAUCGAUUUUGCAGCCGGCGCUCUCCAUCUCAACAUCCUCCCCGUCCCCUUCCUCACGUCCGAUCACCAGAUCCGUCGAUCUACAAUCCGCAGAUCCGCAACUUUGCGCAUCCACCGUCGAUUCGAGUCCGGCCUGCGAGUUAUUCGAGCAGCCCGCCGUGUUUCCCGGCGGAUCUGGCGCUGCGUCGCGCGGGUACGAGAUUCUAAGCCGAGAUCCGCCAUAUCCGUCCGCGGUUUCAGGAGGAGGGCAGCAGCAACAUCAUCAGCAGCGGCAGCAAGAUCACGCGCUUCCACCGCCGCAGUCCACGCUAUCUCAAACCCAAUCGCGUCCUCCUUCACACCUCCUCUCACUCUCUCCCUUUCCCCGCAUCGACUCCCGCGAUCGCCCAUGGGGAUUGCUGGCUCAGCGCGGCGCGUCUGCCGCAUUCCACGCCGCAACGGCCGCCGGCAGCCCCUGGCCACUCCCCGUUCGACACCUGGCACUUGCCAGCGGCGCGCUUGCGGAAGAUCCGGAUACCUGGGAGGGCACGGGGGGUCAGCGCAAGGGGCCCGGGCGGGGAGGGGACGGGGUUGAGGGUUUCGGGGAUUUCGGCGGGGCGGGGGAAGGCGGAAGGAGAAGGGGGGAAGGGGGAUCUCGUGGCGGAAGGGGCGGCGGAGGUGGCGGCGAGGGUUUCCGGGGGAAACCUAGGGGCGGCAGGGGCCAUGAGAACAGAAGCGCCGGCGCCACUUCUCCGCAGUUGGGGGGGGCGAAAUCCUGGGGAUCCCGCGCUCAAGUUGCGCCCCGAAGCGCUAGAUCGUCGCAUCCGCCAAAGGCGGCGCCAGAUCCGGGGCCGCGGGAGGUGCAGCUGCCGGCUGGGCGAAUCACGAUCCGCCAGCUGGCAGUGCGGCUGGGGAAGCGGAUCGAGGAGGUCCGCGCAUGUCUGGCGGCGCUGGGGGAGGAGGGGAAGGGGGCAGAGGGGGAUGGGGGCGGGGGGAGUGGGCGCGCGGGAGCGGAUGCUAUGGUUUCCGCGGAUGCUGCGGAGCUAGUUGCACUGGAAUUCGGCUUCACAGUCUCCGGGGGGCGGGACCUGCGCGCGGAGGAGGGCGCGGGGGGCGCGGAGGGCGCAGAGGCGGAGGCGGAGGCGCGGAAGGCGUGGCCGUGGCGCGCGCCAGUGGUGGCGGUCAUGGGGCACGUGGAUCACGGCAAGACGUCCCUGCUGGACGCGCUUCGGCAGACCUCUGUGGCUGAAUCGGAGGCGGGGGGGAUCACCCAGCACAUAGGCGCGUUUAAGGUGCAGAUGCCGUCAGGAGCGGCGCUCACGUUCCUGGACACGCCGGGGCACGCGGCUUUUGCAGCGAUGAGGGCGCGGGGCGCAGCAGUGACGGAUAUCGUGGUGCUGGUGGUGGCGGCAGAUGAUGGGGUCAUGCCGCAGACCCUCGAGAGCAUCCAGCACGCCAGGAGCGCAGGUGUCCCCAUGGUGGUGGCGAUAACCAAGUGCGACAAGGAGGGGGCAGACCCGGACCGGGUGACCCAACAACUCAUCUCAGAAGGACUAGAACUCGAAGAGAUAGGAGGAGACGUGCAGGUGGUGAGAGUGUCCGCCCGUACACGCUCCGGGCUCGAAACCCUAGAAGAAGCCGUGGCUUUACAGGCUGAGUUGAUGGAUCUAAGAGGGAGGGAGUCUGGGGAGGCGGAGGCGGUUGUGAUUGAAGCGAGGAUGGCGCGGGGGAAGGGGCCGCUGGCGAGCGUGAUUGUAAAGGGGGGGAGGUUGCGGAGCGGGAUGUAUGUGGUGGUGGGGAAGUGGUGGGGGCGGGUGAGGAGUCUGAAGGGGUGCCGCGGGGAGAGCCUAAAGGAGGCAGGGCCGUCUACACCGGUGGAGAUUGAUGGGCUGAAGGGCGUACCUGAGGCAGGUGAUUCGCUCAUAGAGGUGGCAUCUGAGGCGAGAGCGAGGCGGAUCAGUGAGGCGAGACAGGAGGCGUCAGACAGACAGAGGCUGCUGCAGCAGCAGAAGGCUACCAAUGCGUUACAAGAGCAGCAGGCGGGGCAGCAGGCGGGGCAAGGGACAGGGGAGGUGCAAGCCCGGGGGGGGUCCGCAGGUGCCACAGCCAACUCAGCAGCAGCAGCAGCAGCAGGAAAGGCAGGAGCAGGAACGGCAGGGGAGGAGCAGGAGCAAGCAGACGACUCAGCAGCCACCACCCCCACCCAAAAAGAAGUGGUGCUGGUGCUGAAAGGAGACGUGCAGGGGUCGGUGGAAGCGGUGGGAAGCGCGCUGGAGCACAUGGGGUGUGAGAGGGUGCGUGUGAGAGUGGUGCAUGCGGAGGUGGGGGCGAUCACGCAGUCAGAUAUCGACAUGGCGGAGGCCACGGGGGCAGCUGCCAUCGUGGGGUUUAAUGUGCGCUGCAUGGGUGCUGCGGUGGAUGCUGCUGCCAAGCAGGCUGAUGUACCGAUCCGUCUGCACCGAGUGAUCUACCACCUGUUGGAGGACAUUGGAGGGCUGGUGGUGCAGCAGGCUCCUACAGUGCGGUGCAGUGUGGUGACAGGGCAAGCACAGGUGCUGCAGCUCUUCCCCCUCAAGGGCAAAUCCAACCGCCGCUCCUCCUCCUCCUCUGCCUCCUCCUCGGCCUCAUCGCAGUCUAAUUCUAGCAGCGGUGGGGGUGGGGGUGGGAAGAGAGAAGGUGCUGGGGGUGCGGAUGAGAGUGCAGCAGAGAUGAUUGCUGGGUGUAAGGUUACGGAAGGGAGGUUUCACCGGGGGGCGAAGCUGCGAGUGUUGAGAUCUGGAGAGAUGGUGUACGAAGGGCUGUGUGCGUCGUUAAGGAGGGAGAGGGCGGACGUGGACGCAGUGAAUGCGGGGGUGGACAAGGAGUCGUUUGAGAUCGUCGUGAUUGACAACAACAGCCCACCGCUUCCGCUUGUCUUGCCCCUCUCCUCCCCUCCUCCCGACCUCACCAAGGAGUCGUUUGAGAUCAUCGUGAUAGACGACAACAGCCCGGACGGCACGCAAGAGGUGGUGAAGAAGCUGGCCAAGCACUAUGGGGAGGACACCAUUCUUCUUCGGCCAAGGCCUGGCAAGCUAGGACUAGGCACGGCAUACGUAUUUGGGCUGCAGCAUGCGCGGGGGGAGUUCGUGUUUAUCAUGGACGCGGACCUAUCGCACCACCCAAAGUACAUCCCCCAGUUCAUUCGCAAGCAGCAGGAGACAGACGCUGACAUAGUCACUGGGUCACGCUACUCCCCAGGGGGAGGCGUCGUGGGGUGGGACUUCAAGCGCAAGAUGACCAGCCGAGGAGCCAAUGUGCUCACGCACACGCUGCUCUGGCCGCGCGUGUCCGACCUCACGGGCUCGUUCCGGCUGUAUCGCAAGGAGAUUUUGGAGAAUCUGAUGGAUGUGGUGGUGUCCAAGGGCUAUGUGUUCCAGAUGGAGAUGAUUGUCCGGGCGAGUCGGGCCAGUUUGGUGAUUGAGGAGGUGCCAAUUGUAUUCGUGGAUCGGUUGUAUGGUUCUUCGAAGCUGGGAGGGACAGAGAUUUCCCGCAGAAUGCAUCCUGACAAGAAAGCCAACAACCCUGAUGCAGCCUCCAAGUACCAAGAGCUGGGCAAAGCGCGCAAGGUGCAUCCGGACAAGAACCCCAACGACCCUGAUGCAGCCGCCAAGUUCCAAGCACUGGGCGAGGCGUACCAGGUGCUGAGUGACGAGAUGCAGAGGCAGCGCUACGACGCCGCUGGGAAAUCAGGCAUCUCCAGGGAGGCGAUGGUGGAUCCAGCGGCGCUUUUUGGAAUGCUAUUCGGCAGCGAGGCCUUUGAGGACUAUGUGGGGCAGCUCGCCAUGGCCACCCUCGCCUCCCUCGCUGUCGACUCCGUCACCAACGCCUCUACCCCUGCCGGCCCGUCUAUUGCCAAGGACGCGGCUUCCAGUGCUUCUGCAACCCCGGGAGGGCCUGGGGAUGCGGUGGACGCGAUGGCGAUUCAGGCGAAGCUCACGGUGGCACAGGAGGAGCGAGUGCAGGAGCUGGGGGUGAAGCUCAAGAGCCGCUUGGACGUGUUCGCGUCACCCUCGGCCAAUCAGGGCCUGGACGGCGGCAGGCAUGCGUUCAUGCGCUGGGCGCACGAGGAGGCGGAGGAGCUCAGCCACGCAGGUAGGGAGGGGUUGGGUGCGGUUGUGAG